Molecule: messenger RNA, 3010 nt
Organism: Thalassophryne amazonica
Lineage: Eukaryota; Metazoa; Chordata; Actinopteri; Batrachoidiformes; Batrachoididae
Gene: rfx1a
Product: regulatory factor X, 1a (influences HLA class II expression)
Biological process (GO): regulation of transcription by RNA polymerase II
Cellular component (GO): nucleus
Molecular function (GO): RNA polymerase II cis-regulatory region sequence-specific DNA binding; DNA-binding transcription factor activity, RNA polymerase II-specific
Source: RefSeq, a predicted model, not a curated record
GAGGGAACGGACCGGGUGGGUAGCAACAGUUGCCCUGGUGAGGACGAAGCGCCAUAACCACGGUAGCCCUGGCGACAAGAGCCCAGCAACGAGAAUCAACAACAACAACAACUGAAUUUAUAAAAACAAAAACAAAAGAAGAAACAUUACCGGUGGGAAAUACACACGUGGAACAAGAGGGUCCCAGCUCUUGUAAUGGCUACAUCAAGCUUUGUAGGUGAGAUCCAACCAGCAGCCCAACCUCAGGGGACUGUUGUAACUGUAACUGCGACACAACCUGAUGGCACUUCUACCCCUGCAACUACUCCACAGUUUCUGGCAGAGAUUCAGACAACUGUGGCCACUCCCACUAUUGUUGCACCUGCAGGCCAAACUACUCCCACAGAACAAGCCAAUUCAGUCACCACUCAAAAGCCUACAACUGGCAGCCAAGCGCAGUCCACAGCACAGGCCCAGCCUGCCCAGACACAGUAUGUGACUGCAGAGAUACAGGGCUCCCCCACACAGUCUGGGAAUGCUCAAAGCACUCCUCAAUACAUCGUUGUUACUGUCACAGAGGGGUCCCUUCACUCAAAUGACAGUGUGUCAGAUGCAAGUCCACCUCCAGCAGUGGUGCAGACAGGAGUUCCCACCCAGGUUGUUCAGCAGGUCCAGACAGCUCAGCAGAGGUCUGUUGUGCAGGCCACUUCCCAGAUAGCCAAGACUGAGCCUGGCACCCAGCUUAGUGUCACCAGUCUACAGCCUGUCCAUAUCAGCCAGGAGGUUCCGCAACAGCUUACUUCUGUGCCCGUGCAACAUGUGUACACCAAUCAAGUGCAAUAUGUGGAGGGAGGAGACACUAACUACACCACCAGUACCAUUCGAUCCAGCAACUUCCCUUACACUGACAGCCCUCUGUACACCCAGACCACAGCUGCCCAGUAUUAUGAAGGUCAGCCUACCUCAGGCUCACAGGCCUCCACCCCCAGUACACCACUCACUGUGUCAGUAACUACUGGAACAUCGGGGGGUGUUUCCAUGUUCGUAGCUCAGCCCUCUAAUACAACAGGGGGAGGUGCCACAGUGGUCGCCACAGGUGGCACCACCAAUGGAGCAGGGGAUGGGGCAGGCACCAACAAUGGCGCGGCAAGCAGUUAUGUCAUCCAGGGUGGUUACAUGCUGGGCAGCAGCAGCGGAGGGGCCGGAGGCAAUAGUCAGAGUUACUCACACACUGCUCGCGCCUCCCCAGCCACUGUGAGUAUUACAGAGGGCGAGGAGAGUAGCGUGCCGUCGGCAGACAAGAAGGUACAGUGGUUGCUGGACAACUAUGAGACUGCUGAAGGAGUGAGUUUGCCACGUUCCACACUCUACUGCCACUAUCUGCUGCACUGUCAGGAGCAGAAACUGGAGCCUGUCAAUGCCGCUUCCUUCGGGAAACUUAUCAGAUCUGUGUUUAUGGGGCUACGCACACGACGCUUAGGAACACGAGGUAACUCUAAAUACCACUACUACGGACUGCGGAUCAAGGCUGGCUCCUCUCUUCUCCGUCUAAUGGAAGAUCAGCAACAUCUGGCCAUGAGGCAGCAACCUUUUUCACAGAAACAGAGGUUGAAGCCAGUUCAUAAAGUAGAGGGAAUGACAAAUGGCACAGCAGCAGGAGCAGGCCAGCAGCAGCAACAGCAGCAGGGAGCAGGGCAUGUGGACAUCAGCACCCAGGUUCAACAGUACCAGCAGUUUCUAGGUGAGGCAACGCUAAAGAAAUAUACAGAUGCAUCAAGAGCCCUUCCAGAGUUCCCAGACAUUGACCUUCAGGGGAAGGCUCUGCCUGAAGGCAUUGAGCUGGAGCAUAUAAGUUUUCAGCUGCUGUACAGAGAACACUGUGAGGCUAUACUGGAUGUGAUGGUCAACCUGCAGUUUACUCUGGUGGAGACCCUGUGGAAAACAUUCUGGAGGUUCAGUCAGAGUCAGGCUGGAGAUACCACAUUGGCUGUGCAUGACGAGUCAGAGAAGCGUCUCCCCAAGUCCUGCCUGGUGUUGCUUUGUAAGUAUGAGCAAGUGUUGCGCUGGAGUCGGGACUGUGAUAACAGCCUGUACCAGGGCCUAGUAGAGAUCCUCAUCCCUGAUGUUCUCAGGCCUAUCCCCAGUGCCUUAACUCAAGCCAUCCGAAAUUUUGCCAAGAGCCUGGAGAGCUGGCUCACAAAUGCCAUGAUGAACAUCCCUGAGGAAAUGGUCCGCAUUAAGGUAACAUCAGCCAGUGCGUUUGCUCAGACACUGCGUCGCUACACCAGUCUGAACCACCUCGCACAAGCUGCCCGUGCUGUCCUGCAGAACACAGCUCAGAUCAACCAGAUGCUUUCUGACCUUAAUCGUGUUGAUUUUGCUAACGUCCAGGAGCAGGCUUCGUGGGUUUGCCGGUGUGAGGACCGCGUUGUCCAGCGGCUGGAACAGGACUUUAAACUAACCCUCCAACAGCAGAACUCCCUUGAGCAGUGGGCUGCCUGGCUGGAUAGUGUGGUCUCCCAGGUCCUAAAGCCUUACCAGCACAGCCCUGCUUUCCCAAAGGCUGCCAAGCUUUUCUUGCUCAAGUGGUCCUUCUACAGUUCCAUGGUGAUUAGAGACCUGACCCUGCGGAGUGCAGCCAGUUUUGGCUCCUUCCACCUGAUCCGCCUGCUGUAUGAUGAGUACAUGUACUACCUGAUAGAACACAGAGUAGCUCAGGCUAAAGGAGAAACCCCCAUCGCUGUAAUGGGAGAGUUUGCCAGUUUAGGCCGUGGUCUAAACCAACUGGAUCCUGACAAAGAAGAGGAUGAAGAAGAGGAGGAGGAAAGUGAUGAGGAAGGUCAGGAGCUGUCCCUUCCCUCAGAUGGGGCGGUGCUUGGAGAGGAGUCUCUGGAGCCUCCUGCCAAGCUGGCCAGAACUGAUCAGAGAGUUCUCUUCAGCACAGGAUCAGCUGACAACUAACCACACAACAAUAGACCGUGUGUGUUAAUUAUGUUGAUGACGUGCACACACUCUCUCAGAGAUGAACAAA